AUGACCUUAAUUCAUGCUUUAGAAACAUGGGAAAAAGACUGGUCCAUGGAGUUCAACCCUGAUGUGUGGCAUGGACAUGCAGAUAUACUUGUGAAAAGAAGUGUAGUCAAGGUAGUAUCUGAAGAGAAUGAUUCCAAUGAAGAGGAUGGAAGUUCUAAACAAUUGCAAAAGAAAAUGAGAACUGAAAGUAUUGAAGAUGAUGAGAGUUCAGAGUCAGGUGAAGAUUAUGACAGCAGUGUUGAAAAAGGAGAGAAAAUGAAUGCAAUAAGUGAUCAUGCAUUGUCACAGAUAUUGGCGCAAACAAUAGUUAAUGCAUUUGCAGAAGUGAGCAAUAAUCAAAAGUUGUUCAGUUCCUUUAUACCGUCUUUUAUUGCAACUUCUAAAGUUAUAAGAAUAACUAUGUACAACUGUAAAUUGGAUAGUCUGAUAAUGACAGAUUAUUUGGAUAUCUUCAAAGUGAUCGGGCCCAAACGCGUCUUAAAUUUAUCAACUAUCUUUAAGUAUCUGGUUUGCCUUGAAUUUUGAAAAUUAUUUGAUAAAACUAAUGACCUCUAUCCUAAAUUUGAAGAGGGACACAUAAAGUCAAAUUUUAAAGAACAUGCUGGUGAAAUGUUUGAGAUAUAUAAAGAAAAGUGUACCAAACCUAUGUCACGGGCAGAAAUGAAUGAAAUUGUUGAAAAAUUUAGAUUGAAAAAACAAGGUAUUUCAUCUUUCUUUGAUGUAUUAGAUAAAGCAUUUUCACAGAUUUGAAAUAUGGUAGAUGGCUUAACCAAUAUUAUCAGACCUUUUUUUUUAGCUUGACUAUUCAAAGAACAAGGAGAGCUAUAUUGUGCUAACCCAGGCCUCGGCUUCUUUUAAGAUUUUGCAUGCAAGUUGGUAUCUCAAAAAUUACAGAAGGGAAUC
Messenger RNA from Ruditapes philippinarum (Manila clam), 903 nucleotides. RefSeq lists its product as uncharacterized. The transcript is spliced from 2 exons. The record is from RefSeq and is a predicted model, not a curated record. Bases 1 to 525 code for a protein of 174 amino acids. NCBI's taxonomy places the organism in Eukaryota, Metazoa, Mollusca, Bivalvia, Venerida, Veneridae.